This is a messenger RNA of Oncorhynchus gorbuscha (pink salmon), 3622 nucleotides long. Its product is annotated as F-box/LRR-repeat protein 4-like. Bases 213 to 1718 code for a protein of 501 amino acids. The record is from RefSeq and is a predicted model, not a curated record. Gene Ontology annotation, biological process: SCF-dependent proteasomal ubiquitin-dependent protein catabolic process. The transcript is spliced from 7 exons. Gene Ontology annotation, cellular component: SCF ubiquitin ligase complex. NCBI's taxonomy places the organism in Eukaryota, Metazoa, Chordata, Actinopteri, Salmoniformes, Salmonidae.
CACACACACACAGUUGUAACAAGAAUAAAUCUGUUUCCAGUACAAAAUACUAUAAUUCCCAUAAUGCUCCGCUUCUUCGGCGUUAAUUCUCGAUGUAAACAAAAGUGAGAAGAAAAGUCUAUGGUUUCAGGAUUUCUGCUAACAAUAAUCUCAGAUAUGGAACAAAGACAGCCUUGCUAUAUGAACGCUUAAUUUGAUCGACUGGUAACGUCAUGUAUGUGGCUGGGCCUGUAGCCUGCGUUGUGUUGGGCACAAUCCCCAGAGCCAGGCGGGCUUCUGGGGCCGCUUCCCAAAAGCCACACCAAGCCCACUGCUCCCCUGACCCACUGUUCCUUAUGCUAACCCUUCUGAGCAUGUUUUACUACAUCUGUCUGUGGCGCCGGUCCAUGAGCGGAACUCGGGGUGAGACGCUGACCAGCAGGCGGGCAGUGGAGUCAGGCCAGCGGGCUACCCUGCCCAUCAGCGUGGAGUUGGAACAGUAUGCCAAAGAGGUGCUGGACUUCAGCUCCCACUACGGCAGUGAGAACAGUAUGUCGUACACCAUGUGGAACCUGGCCGGCAUGCCCAACGUCUACCCCAGCUCUGGGGACUUCACCCAGACAGCCGUGUUUAGGGCCUACGGGGCGUGGUGGGAGCAGUGUGCCAGCGCGCCGCUUCCCUUCCGCCGCACGCCCAAGGCCUUCCACAGCCAGGACUACAUCGAGCUGGCCUUCGAGGAACCCGUCUACCCCACAGCUGUGGAGGUGCUGGAGACCUACCACCCGGGUGCUAUCGUCCAGAUCAUGGCCUGCUCCCUCAACCCCUUCUCCCAGAACCCUCCCACCGACGUCCGGCGGGAGGUGUUGUGGGCUGAGGAGCCCACCAAGGUGCUGACUCCCCAGGCCAGGCAGUUCUCCCCCAGCAUCAAGCAGCUGAGCUUCCCCACCAACUUGCUCCGCGUGGAGGUCAAUAGCUCCCUGCUAAAGUACUACACGGAGCUGGACGCUGUCGUCCUGCGUGGCCAGAAAGAGAGGCCCAUCCUCUCCCAUUAUAAGAUGCCCAGGAUCGACAUCUGUGACCUGAGUGACAGCGAUGAGGAACUGUCUGACCCGGGAGCCUCCUUCCGACAGGCCGGGGAUGGCAAGCACAUUAACCUAGUGAAUGGAUACUUUGAUAAACUGCCCUACGAGCAAACAGCCAUGUUGCGCAUCCUAACCUUCUGUAUUGAGCUGAGACACCUCAACCUGGGGAGCUGUGUGAUGAUAGAGGACUAUGACGUGGUGGCGAGCAUGCUGGCUGUCCGCUGCCGCUCACUGCUCUCCCUGGACCUGUGGCGCUGCAGAAGCCUGUCGGAGCGUGGCCUGGCCGAGCUGGCUGCAGGAUGCAGAUUAUUGGAGGAGCUGGACCUGGGCUGGUGCUCCACACUGCAGAGCAGCUCGGGCUGCUUCCAGCACCUGGCCCGCAACCUGCAGUGCCUGAGGAAGCUCUUCCUCACCGCCAACCGCACCGUGUGCGACUCGGACAUUGAGGAGCUGGCUGCCAACUGCCCCGCACUGCAGCACCUCGACAUACUGGGCACCCGGAUGGUAAGCUCCUCCUCCCUGAGGAAGCUGCUGCAGGCGUGUCCGAAGCUCCUCCUCCUGGACGUGUCCUUCUGCGCGCAGGUGGACGCCCGCAUUGUCCAAGAGCUCUGCGGACUCUUCCCCAAUGUGGCCAUCAAGAAGAGCUUUACCCAGUGACCUCACCCAGCCACACCCUCACACAGGGGCAGUGACACAGGGACACCGUCACAGGGACACCAGGGGGGAGGCACUACUUUUGACUAGUGGGGUGGAGUAUUACUGAAUGCCCAGUGGGUAGAAUGAACGGGGUCUGAUGGCCGAGAGCACUGAGGCCUAUUAUAAUAUGGACUAAAUGGUUAGGAGUGUUGUGUUGUGGUGACAUGAGCAUCGGCUGAACACCUCACCUACAUCUCAACACAGUCUCCCCAUGUUAAGCCGCUGAAUGCAAGAGAGAGUCUUGAGAGGAGAAACUGGUUGAAAUCAGGGCCACGGGUGCCAAAGUCGCUAGAUUUCAUUGUUGGUCAGCUUAGUAACUGACACAUCUGGUGGCGGCUGCUUGUCAUCUGUCCACCCCUCCUGUGACUCAUUUGUAAAAUGUCUGACCUCAGUGUUUUAUCUGAAUCUGAAAUCUCAGGGGUUUUAUCUUGUUCAUAUUGUUCAAUUAUUAUGUAGAUAUUUUUUUUCUUUCAGAAACCAGCAGAAGAGCCUCCUUUAUUCUGAGAGAAACAUUUGAGUCCUGUUUGAUUUGUUCUGAGACAACGGGAAUUCUGGGAAAAAUGUACAUACUGAGACAAACAUUUUUUUUAAUGUUGAAUAUUGUGCAAAUUGUAUGAUUGUAAAAUGAUAUCAAUAUCCUUAUUUAUUGAUCUUGUAAUAUAUUAUUGCACAUCUCAAUUGCUACGUUAGCAUUUCCUUUAAACUGAGACUCAGCGACACGUGCAGCAGUGUGAAACAAAUAUAUAUUUAGGAAUAAACGCUAUACAAUAGGCUGUACAUGUGAGCACCCACAGUCCCGUACAGAGCAUCUUCGCAUGUGCAUGGGAGAUCGCUUCACUCUCCUGCAAAUGUGAUAGCUGAGGGACAACUACUGCGGAGUAGAUUAGCCUCUCGCUUCACUCUCUUCGUUGUUGGGGAUAUUGGCCUGAUAUGCAGCUACUGGAAUUUGUAUAGCUGAAUCUACCUUUAAGCAAAACUUGGGAGUGUCAUUUUGAGCAGUAGCUAGCUAGUAUGUGAGGUAUUUUUGUGCCUUGACUGAAUGUGGUGUCUGUCAGUGGUUGUAAUGCUUUGCUUCCUGCCCUCUACCAAAGUUACCAUCAAAUCCCAUGUCCCUCGCUAUAGCUCAAUUUGACCAGUGAAGAAACCCAUGCAGAUCUGUCAUCUUGAUUUGACAUAUGCAAAGCCAUAUUUAUUUUAAGCAGAAUCUUAUCUCCAUCUUUCAAUUCCCUUUUUUUAUUAAGUGGCAGUUAUGUCUGCUUUUUGGAUUACAUAUGAUUUUAUCUGUGGGAACGUGGUCUGGUCACGCUCAAAUCACUAAAGUAACCUGCACAGGGAAGCUAUUGAAAAACACAUAUUAAUGUUAACAUUCGUGCAACGAACACACGCAAUCUGUCAUCCCGCUACACAAAUCUAGUUUCUCUCCUUUGUCCGGUCACUAGCUGACCAAAGUCACCACAGUUUUCGCCACAUUGUAAUGCUAAUUUUAUUUAGGGGCAUUUAUUGAUGUGGACCUGCUAUUUUUUGCAUUGAUGGACUUUUCCCCAGUCAGUUUUGGAUGCGUGUGUGUGUGGUCAAACUUAGUGCCAUUUGUAGAACCUUUAGUAAUGUACCCUUAACCAAGUGUGAAUGUCAGGUGUGGUGUCGUCAAGACUCACUGGCAGAUAACCACUCGAAAGUGUUGAAAAAGGUUGACCCUGUACUACAACGAAACUGGGUGCUUUAAUUUGAAAUAAAAUGAAGGUUGAUGACUGAGACUAUGUAUUUAUCCCCAACUGUAUGUCCAUUGAAAUGCCAGGGUCGACUGCCCUGUAUUUCUGGCUCAUAGUGUACAUGGUGCUGACAUUACACUGCCUUGUUUUGAUCAC